Sphaeramia orbicularis (orbiculate cardinalfish) is the source of this 3211-nucleotide messenger RNA. RefSeq names its product BarH-like homeobox 1b (gene barhl1b). Gene Ontology annotation, molecular function: DNA-binding transcription factor activity, RNA polymerase II-specific; DNA binding. The transcript is spliced from 3 exons. Lineage: Eukaryota; Metazoa; Chordata; Actinopteri; Kurtiformes; Apogonidae. Bases 844 to 1821 code for a protein of 325 amino acids. Gene Ontology annotation, biological process: regulation of DNA-templated transcription. The record is from RefSeq and is a predicted model, not a curated record.
CCAUCGCAUCUCGUCCUUUUACUUGCCAGUUGUGACUAUUUAACCCAGUUUACCUCUCCUUUUUGCGCUUCUGCGGCGCGCAUCGCAACAUCCCGAGUAUUCCGCUUCCUAUUUUUUCCUCCUCUUCUGCUUCUGUUUCUGCAGCGGACUCUUCUCUCUCUCACUCCCAGCUUCGUGUGUGUGUGUUUUUUGCCUUUAGUUUUUUUUUUGUUGUUCUACUUGAAAGAAUGCGUGUAGUUUUCCUCAGUCGUGUGUGUGGCCACAUGACGAGUUGCCCUGAAAACCUGCCUCCGGUCCUGUCUCAGGUCUGACGCGCUUCGACCUGUCCAUGGUGCUGAAACGCAUUUUCCCACAAGACUCCGGACUGUUUCUGCUGCUCCAACAUUUCUACACACUUUAAAUCAUUCCACAUCUUCUUGUGCUUUGCUGGUGAGAUAAUUUUCUCAGUAAGUGGCGCUGCUUCUUGGUGAACUAAGAAAAAAGAAAAAAAAAAAAAAAAACAGGACGAGUUGAUCCAAAAGGAGGCUAAAAGAAGCGGCGGUGACUCUCCAAAACCAGACUUCGACGACUGCACUGACCUGAAAAAAACCCACAGAAAUCGGAUGCGUGGACGUUUGCUGUCAUCUUGGAGAUAUCCCCCCUGUAGAGAACUAACAGGGGACGAGAAUUGCGGAUAAAUAAUCCUCAUCUGUAGCGUAUCCAAAAACAUUUUUGUUGGCGCGGGGAGGGGGGUUCUUUCUCCUCUUCUGGAUCCAGUCAAACUCAAACACCCCCUACUUCCUCCCUAAAAUAAAACUUGUCCUGAAUACCAAAUGAUAGUUUGAGGAGGCCUCGACCAAGACAAUGGAGGCGUCCGCCAACGGGUCCAGUUUUGGCAUCGACUCGCUGCUGUCCCACAGGCCUGGAAGUCCGGUGUCCAAGGGGGACAGUCUGGCGGGGGAGUGCCGCUCGCCUCUGGAGUUCAGCCCGAGAUCAGACGUGGAGAGCGGCUGUUCGUCGCCUCCGUCUCCGCGGAGGGAGUGCGUGGACGAGGUGGCCCAGAGACAGGGUCACGGCGUGGGCCUCCCGCAGCACCUCCAACACGCGCAGAUAUCCGCGGGUUCGCAGCAGAGGACCGUGACCUCGUCGUUUCUCAUCAGAGAUAUUCUAGCGGACUGUAAGCCUCUGGCCGCCUGUGCGCCUUACUCCAGCAAUGGACAGCCGACUCAGGAGGCGGGCAGGCUGGCCUCCAAGAUAGCGGACGACUUUAUGGAGAAAAUCCACAGCAACUCGUCGUCAGACAGUGAAUACAAAGUCAAAGAAGAGGGGGACAGGGAAAUCUCCAGCAGUAGAGACAGCCCUCAGGUCCGGCUGAAGAAGCCCCGGAAGGCCCGGACGGCCUUCACAGACCACCAGCUGGCGCAGCUGGAGCGCAGCUUUGAGCGGCAGAAGUACCUGAGCGUCCAGGACCGCAUGGAGCUGGCGGCCUCCCUCAACCUCACCGACACGCAGGUCAAGACCUGGUACCAGAACCGGAGGACAAAGUGGAAGAGGCAGACCGCGGUGGGACUGGAGCUGCUGGCGGAAGCUGGGAACUACUCCGCCCUGCAGAGGAUGUUCCCGUCCCCGUACUUCUACCCGCAGAGCCUGGUGUCCAACCUGGACCCAGGUGCGGCUCUCUACCUGUACCGCGGCCCCUCGGCGCCCCCGCCGGCCCUGCAGAGACCCCUGGUCCCGCGGAUCCUGCUGCACGGCCUGCAGGGGGGCAGCGAGCCGCCGCCUCCGCCGCCUCCUCUGCCCCCCAUGUCCGGCGUGCUUCCCCGGCCAGCUCAGCAGCGGUGAGCCGGUCCUCCUGCAGAUGUGUUUUCCCCCUCCCUUUGGCAGCUUGGGACUCAUUAGAAGAGAUAAAAAACAAAGACUGAAAGAGAAUAUAACAUGACGAACACGGGGAAAAAAAGAGAGGAAAAAACUGCACAAGGCCUUUUUCUGGUGCGAGUGACACGGUUUAGACUGAACCUGAUGAAGGACUGGAACUGGACUGUCUGUGUGGAAGGAGUUUUUUAACAACAUGAGCUUUAUUUAUAAGUUAUUUAUUUAUAAUUGUGAAUCAAAGCUUCUAAGUUAUGUAUUUAUUUGAUUCCACUUUCAGUAUUUUCAGUGUUUUUCCAAGACAACAUAAAUGCAGGUAGCACUUUGAGCUACAGUUAUGAACGCCAUGACCCCCUGUUGGCAUCACCAUCAUCAUCAUCAUCAUCAUUAUUAUUAUUAUUAUUAUUAUUAUUAUUAUUAUUAUUAUUAUUAUCAUAAAUCAUGGAUAGUGGCGGACAUCCUUCUAUAUAAAUCCAAUUCACUGUAGUUAGAUGAUCCAAAGGAACAAUUAGUAAUUAUUUUCUUUGUAAAUCUGUCCUUGUUUUUUCUAGAACAAAAAUGAUCAGCAGUCAUAAACCUGUAAAUAAGAAUAUUUUGCAUUUUAUUCGAAAGAUUUAAUUUUUUUUUUUUUUUUUUGUCCGUUCAUUUGUUAGUGUCUUUUUCAGGCCACGGUAAUCCAGUUUAACAUAUAAGGCUAUAGAUGUAGCCAACAGAAACUAUAACUGUGUGAGUCAAAAAAUAAUAAUAUAAUAAUAAUUUUAAAAAACACGUUUUGGAAAAGGAUGGACUGAGGAGAGCUACGACAUAAAUCUAUUUAAAGUCUUUUUCUUGUUCUUAGUUGAGGUUUUAGCCGAGUAAAAAUGUCAAAUAGCCGAUUUAUCCCUGCAGGGGGGAAUGGGGAAGGCAAUCAUCUGCGUAAUGUUUGCGUUUCUAUUUUUAUUUUUUUUAUUUUUUUUUCCACAGACGAACCGAUCGGACUCGGGUCCACGGACAGGUGUUCUAGGUGUAUUUGAAACAGACGUUGUGCAUCACUUAUGUUAUUUCAUAUGAAGCCGUGAUGAAAAAAAAUCCCUUAAUUGUUCUACUCUCCUUUGGUGAAAAUGUAUAUUGCAGAUAUCAAACUUGUGGAGUGGUUCUCGUAUAUUUCCUGGAUCGUUUUUUUUUUUUUUAAUUUUUUUUUUUUUAAUUUAUUUUUUCCCUCCCUCCCUCCCUCUUCUUCUUCUUCCUCCUCUUCUCUCCCCUUAUUUGGUGAAGUUCAUUUUUCUGGGUGAAAUUCACAGCAAACGUCGGACAGAAAAAAGGGGGGAUUUGAUGUAAAAGAGAAUUACUUUUAUAAAUGUGGAAAUAAAAGUCUUUCAUUUAA